Molecule: messenger RNA, 929 nt
Organism: Cicer arietinum (chickpea)
Lineage: Eukaryota; Viridiplantae; Streptophyta; Magnoliopsida; Fabales; Fabaceae
Biological process (GO): endoplasmic reticulum to Golgi vesicle-mediated transport
Cellular component (GO): TRAPP complex
Source: RefSeq, a predicted model, not a curated record
ACUACUACAACUUCAACAUCAUAUCGUUGCAAUUUGGGUUUGUAGUAUCAUCACAAUUCACAAACAACCACUGAUAUCAACUCUACUUUCCGGAAAACGCUGCCGGAGUUCGUCGCCGGUCGCCUCGUCCAGGUUUCUGGAUUAUUGUGAGUAAUUAUCAAUCUGUUCACUUCAACAUCCCUUUGGAUCAUCAAGAAUGCAAUUCUUUGGGGGUUCUGAGAUCAGUCCGUCACCACCUGCGCCGACAGCUUCAGGAAACAAUGGCCAUAUGUUGUAUGUGUUCAAUAGGAAUGGUAUAUGUUUGCUUUAUAGAGAAUGGAACCGUCCCUUGCAUACGUUGAAUGCUCAGCAAGAUCAUAAGUUAAUGUUUGGUCUGCUUUUUUCGCUUAAGUCAUUAACUGCCAAGAUGGAUCCCACUAGUUCCGAGAAAGGAAACCUUGGCGUACCUCAGUUACCUGGUCAAGGUUGUUCGUUUCACAGCUUUCGCACUAAUACAUACAAACUUAGUUUCAUGGAAACUCCUUCUGGAAUAAAGAUUAUCUUGGUAACUCAUCCUAGAACUGGUGAUCUUCGGGAAUCCUUGAAGUAUAUCUACAAUUUGUAUGUCGAGUAUGUUGUCAAGAAUCCACUCUACACACCUGGAGCUCCUAUAAGGUCUGAGCUUUUCAAUACAACAUUGGACCAGUAUGUGAGAGGCAUUGCAUAGAAGCUGUGUGGUUACAAUUCACCACUGUUGAUGAUAAUGAACUCAUGUGUUGUAUAAUGCCUUGUUUUGCAUGGUGAUCAUUGCAUUACCAGCCACAAACUCUUAAGAAGUCCUCACAUGUUUAUGUUUAUGUUGUUGCAACAUUAGAUUGGUCUGAUAUAAUGUUAAUACUUGAUCAGAAUUCAUUGACCAAAAUUAAAACAAAUGUUCGGUUACUACUACA